Molecule: messenger RNA, 7621 nt
Organism: Cuculus canorus (common cuckoo)
Lineage: Eukaryota; Metazoa; Chordata; Aves; Cuculiformes; Cuculidae
Gene: EVC
Product: EvC ciliary complex subunit 1
Exons: 22
Coding region: 1-2961 (986 amino acids)
Biological process (GO): smoothened signaling pathway
Source: RefSeq, a predicted model, not a curated record
AUGGCGGCGGCCGCGGGCUGCCUUGGGGCCGUGGGGCUGCAGUUCUGGGCCCGCUCGCUGCAGGCGCUGCCCGCGCUGCUCGCCCCCGCCGUGCUGCUGGGGCUGCUGCUGGGCGCCGCCGCCGCCGCCCUGAUCUGCCGCUGCGCGCUCGGGGCGCGGAGAGAGAAGGGUGAUUCCCAGAGACUUCUGGAAAGCUUCAGCUCUGAUGAAAAAGAACACACACUCAUGAGAAGUAAAGCAGAACCCUAUACAUCAAAAAAGGAAAUGGUGCUGGAGGAAGUUGAGUCUCCUCUGAACAGUAACGUCACGACAUUUGCAUUAAAGGCAAAAGUGGUCUAUCCCAUCAAUCAGAAAUUUCGGCCCUUGGCAGAUGGCUCAUCCAACCCAUCUUUGCAUGAGAAUCCAAAGCAGUCGGUUCUGCCUAAUCAGGUCAUGGAGACAUCUACAUCGGGCAGCCUGGGAUCCCUGAGCCAGGGAGACAAGGAGGACUGCAGUUCCUCCACAACAAUACAUUCCACAACAAGUGAUGACAGAUUUCAGGCUCGAGCUUUCCUCAAGGUGACCAGCUUCCCUGAAGUGUUAACAUGUGAGAGUUUUGAUGUUAAGCUCUGCCUUUGCAGUCUUAUUUUAAAAGAUCUCAUGCUUCUUGAUACUGAACUCAGAAGAGAAAAACAUAUGAUGUCCAUUCAGGUUCUCAAAAUAUACCUCACAGACUUUUGUCAUAAAAAGAAGAUCACUGAUGAUUUAUUCAAGAAGGUCCUUUUAAUUCUGGAAAAUGAUUUUGAAGACUUAUGGAAACAACUUGACUCUAGACUCCAGAAUACUGAUAUGUUCGGAGCCCAUAACUCCGAGUACCAGACUGUAGAAGACUUAGAAAGGAAAGAAAAGGAAUAUUCUCAGCACAUAAUAGAUAAUAUGGAAGCUUUCUGGAAGCUGAUUGACAAAGCCCAGCAGGCUUUUUUGGACCACUCAAAAUGCUCAUGUGCAAAAGCAAUGAAGAUAGCGAAGAAUCUGGCUGAGAAGAUGAUUGCGGUAGAAAGCUUAUUAAGUGAAUCUCAAGAUUUGCAGGCAAUGGACAUUCAGGAAAGGUUAUUCAACUGGGAGCUUAUGGUGAAAAUGAUCAAUUUACUUAAGUCCUAUAUACCAGAAGAGUGCAAGUGUAGAUUAAAUAUUGUAUCAAAUAUUCUGGACCAUUUAACUGUAAAGAAUAAUCUCUCAGUCCGACAAAAGGAAGAACUUCUAACGGAUCUGCACAAGGCCUUCUGGGAACAGCUAGCGCAUUUCACUAAUGAAAGUAUGCAGCAAAGUAAAGACCUGAUCUUGAAACGACUGGAGUGCCGUGCAAAGAAGAGAGAAGAGAACAAACACAAGAAGGAAGCUGAACAAGAGAGUCUCUUCAGUAAAUCUUUUCAUAUUGAAAAUGUUCAUGAUUUUCUUAAGGCUUACCAUGAGCUGUUAGAGAGGCAUCGGCAAGCGCAGUGGGAACUGGAGGAAGAGGAUGACUGUGAGAGCACAGAGGCUGUUGCAGAUCUCUACAAGGAGCUGUACUGUAAAGCUUCCCAUGCUUUAGCAGAGUUGGUGACGGAGUUAUUUCUUCAGACCCUGCCUGUUGUGACUGGCCUGUCUGUAAGAGAAUGUGAGCUACUGAAAGGGGAGUGGCAGGAGACCUUGGUCCCUCAGCUGGAGAAAUGGGAGACCCACCGCCAGAGACGCUGGAAGCUUUUCCAGGAACAGCUAUUGCAAGAAAAAAAACUAUGGAUAAAGGAAUAUGCUCUGUCUUCUGUGAUGCAAAAGCACCUGUCUGAGAAACAAGAGAAUAUAAUUCAAGGUGUUGUAAGCAGACUAGGAUGCCUCAGUGAUGAGUCUGUUAACUAUAUAUUGCAAAAGCACCGACUUCUGCUAUGUUCAGUACUCACAAGGUUAAGCCUCCGAAGAGCUGGAAUGGCAGCCCUGGCCCGGAUGAAACUAUCCAGGAAGAAGAGCUUGCUUCAGGAACUGAGAGAGCAACAUACUCUGCAGCAAGGAUCGUCCCCCUGCCAGGACGAGGAUCAGUGGCAGCUACAGAAGGCAGUGGAGUCGCACAUUUUGGAAGAGGAGGAGAAGCUUGAAGAAGAAACGCAGCAAACCCAUUUAGAAUUUCACCAGCAGCUAGUCACAGAAAUUCAAGAAGCUCUUCAGUUUCUUCAGCAGCACAUGGAGCAGGUGAUUGGGCAGACGCUGCUCCAGCGUGCCCGACAAGAAGCUGGAAAAAAGAGUUCAGAUAAUGGACAGGACUUCAAGGAGAGACUGGUGGAAGCUGCUGUAGAAAGUGUGUAUGGGACCAGCAAUAAUAUCAAUAGACUGGUGCAAAACUACUAUCAGGAAUUAGGAAAAAUCACAGAAGCCUAUGAAGAGAAAAAGCUUCAACAAUUGAAAGCCUUACAAGCAGAAAGAGAUGAAAGGAACAGGCUUAGGAAGAAACAAGGGAAUGAACUGGCAUUGAAAGAAAAGCAGACCAAAGGCCUCCUGAACGUAUCAUCCACAGUCCAUCAAAGGAUGGUGCUGCAGCAAAAGAAGGUUUUGGCUCAGUUUGAACUGCAGCAGCAAAUUCGUCUGGAGUCUCUGAAAGAGAAGCUGCUGGGACUGCAUCAGCUGGAAACUGAAUUGGAGAAUCAGCUAAUGGAAGCAGAGCAGGACUUUGUGAGUGAGUUGGCUGCACUGGCCCGAGUUCCAAUGGCUGUGAAGAAGAAGCCUUCCAAAAGGAGCAAGCCAGCAGGGGAAAAAACAAACUCUAAAAGAAAGACCUUUCAGUCAUCAGAAUUAACAGACAAAGAUGAUUAUCAUGAAAAUAUUCAAGAGCCGUCUGGACUGACUGCUGGUUUAUACAGAGGGAAUUUACAGGGUCUCCAUGAAGGGGAGACUGAGCCAAGGAAAAACUCAAAGAUGCUAAAAAAAAGAGGCAACAGCAAUGGCUCCCGUUAGAGUUUGGAUGCAAUGUAAUCACCGAGCGGGGUCUCACAUCACCCGAGCGACAUCUCCCUUUGGCUCCUGAGGCUGAGCAGCACUGAAAUGGCUUUUCUUCUCCCUUGGAAAGCAUGGAAAGGUUCAGAUUAUCCCAAAAGCAGGGCAGCAGUGCCCUCUCCUGGUCAGCUAGGGGGUAUUCUCACAGUUACUCCAGUUAAACACUUCGAAUUUUAUGCUGUUUUAACCGCAGUGACAGUAUCUGGAUCCUAAUGCUGAAAGUCUCCUUCCAGUCUCCCUUACCAUAUCAUUUCAUAGUCAUUACAGAGUGCUUUUGUUUUUUCUUUUCUGCCUCUGGCCCCUCAGUUCACUUUAAAUCCAAGUGAUUGCUAAUUUCAAAGCCAACGCAGAACAGUACUGUGAGAAAUGCUCACGAGUCAAAUAGGUAAACUGAGGCACACAUCUUGUGAAGCAACGUUAGUUAUUUAUUAAUUCAUGAUUCCAGUCAUGGGAGCAGCUCGUAACAGGAAGAAAAGUGCUCAAUCUUUGUCAAAAAAACCCACAGUCUUUAUACUGUUCAUGUCAAAGGAAGACCACCCUCUCCCAAAGCUUGCAACCUAUCCUAAAGCUAUUAUAAGGCUGUUACUAGACUGAUUUUUACAUAUUAAAUUUCUUACCCAAUCUGUUGUUUAUAAGUCCAUUCUUAAGCAUAUCCUAUAUUGUAUUGUACCAGAAGGGUAACAGAUGAUAUUUCUUAUCUGUUUUUUUCUACAAACUACUUGUUCAGCCAUUUCUUAGUGAAAAACAGUUUAUGUAAUCAUAUUUUGCAUAUUUUAUCUGUUAUAAAUUCAAUUCAGCGAAGCCCUCCAUUUUAAUGCUUAAACUUCCAUUUUGUAAAAACACAAGUAGCCGCACUCUCACAAUACUGAACACAAGAAUUUUUGGGGGAUGCUGUGAAGUACUUUAUCACCAGCUGAACAGGCACAACAUUGCAACAGUCACAGAUUUUGGCACAGGAGUUGCAAUUAGUCAUCAGAAAGAAAAGAUUCUUGCCAUGAAAUGGUCAAGUCACUGGAACAGGUAGUUCAGAGAUGAGAAUAUAUGUUCUUAGAGAGUUUCAACACUCAGUUGCACAAGAUCCUGAUCAGCCUGAUUUUUAAGUUAGCCCUGCUUUAAGCAGAAGGCUGGGCUUAGGUGAUACGUCUUCCAACCUAAAUCUGUCCAUGAUUCUAAUACUCCUUCUUGCUGAUCUGUUACUGAAAUGUUCAAUGUGUGUGUGUUGUCUCUCCCACCACCCUCGCCUCUUACACCUUCCGUGUGUUAUAAGGGAUGGUAGAAAUUCCUUGUGAGCCAGGGAUUGUGCCUAGAGAGUCCCUGGGAGAUUUUGGCAGCUGAAAGCAGUCUCUAGCACAGUGGAGGUCAGCUAGGGAGUAAAAAGAGGAUACCUAGGUGUCAACCAUAGCUCAAAACACUUGCUUUAUACUAUUAAUCUAUAAAGCACUCUUUCUGUAGUUUAUUCAGGAGAGGCUCACAAGAAGCUUUGAUCGUGCUUUACAUGAUCUUUAUUACACAUCAAAAAUACUUGCAGAAAUAUAGGGGGAAAGUGCCGUGCUCUUUUUCUCCUAUUUUUAACACCAAGUCUAACAGCCAUUGCAACUGUUCAUGAUUGUGUUCAACCUCAUUCGCAGCUUUAUGACAAGGUUGUAGCUCAAACAAAUUCUAGGCAUGGUGUUAAGAGUUGUUUUGAAAUAAUCAAAAUAGCCCAUCUCAGUGGUGUCUGCUGUAGAAAAAUGUGAAAAGCUUUGUCAUGCAGAAGUCUUGCUGAAAGGCAGCGUGGACCACACUGAAGAGGUGUGCAACUUAAAAGAAGUGUACUUGGGACCUUCAGGCUGGUGCCAGCUCCUGUGCAAUAUAGGCAGUUUUGAUUCCUGAUGUAAACAAGCACUCCUAAUUAUGUCACACGUAGUGGUCCUUUUGUCCAGCCUGUGCGCAGUGUAAGCCAAUAUCAGGGCAAGCACAAGGUUCACACUUUCACCCACUCCAUCAUGUUGGUUGCAGCAGCCUUUGGGAGGCAUUCAGGCAUCUUUACAUACAACAGCUUUUUCAGUUGUGUUUCUUCAAGCUAAACAAAUACUUCUUCUAUGUGUUCAGCAGAAAGUAUAAAGGGAUUAGCACACAAGUGCCCAGCUUGGCCCGUGCUGUCUGGGACCUGCCUCUGCACUGGGAGGGUCCUGGUCUCAGCACCCUCACAGCUGUGGCCACUGAUGCACUGCAGAGCAUCAGAGAGGGGACAAGAUUCUGGACCCUGACAGCUGAAGACUUUUAGAAAGAAGUAGUAGUCACUGAUGUACUUGCAAGUUGGUUUACUUGCAGUUGUUUGGAAGCUGCUGCUAAACAUAAAGCUUUUUAAGUCGUGUAUGACUAUGUGACUAUACAUUUUCAGUCUUGCAUGUCCGUCUUGCUGUGCUAGAAAAAAUUAAGAGACUCUGCAGUUGGUGAGGGGGUGGGGAAAGCAGGGCUGACAUGCCAAGACCUAACUACUUUACCCAUAUCACUGGGUUCAUUUUCAAAUAAACAACUCUUAAGAGCCAUUUUUACGUCAUUAGGACUGUAUCGGGAAUUACAAGGUCAUAGCCCUGCUGCAAAUUUUCAGAAGCUUGAAAAUUCAAAAAGCAUGAAAGCUUUGCAUUGCUUUCUUCUUGUAGAUGAGGUAAGAGCAGCUCCUCAGCCACAAGUUCACAAAUUGGACAUCUCCCAGCAUGUUGCUCUUACAAGAAGUAAACUCAAGUAUAGUUUCCUAUUCUGUAGGUGUAUUCAGGAUUGCCAGCUAGUCCACAUUUUGUUUACGCUUACUGUUUCAUUUUUUAAAGGACAGGUUAGUGAUGUAGGUGUAGGGGUGUUGCUGUGAAAUAGGCCUCCAGGUGGUCAAAACAGCACCACUAACCUUGCUUGGUUCAGCCCCACUGCGAGCAUGGCAUAGCAUGAUCCAACUUUCCAAUGGUGUAUUACAACAACCGUCCAAGUGAGGCAUCCUUCAUCUCACCUGGUGACCAUGCAGUACCUGUGCUCCAAAACAGUGCUGCUUAAAUCACAUCCAGGUAGUAUUGCAUGUCCAGAGUAGAGAGACUCAGGCACAGGACAGGAUCCACAGGCUGUCCUUCAGCAGCAGCACAGGAGCAGCAGUCUGGUUGUGGGAGCUUAUACACAUCAUAGGUGCAGUAGCCAGGUGCUUUAGGUUAGGAUAUUGUUUAGCAUAUAGCAAAAGCGGAAGCUGUCAAUGCCAGCUGCAUGAUCCCAUCUGUCACCUCAGGCAUGAAUAGCUUUGUAGAGGGAGUAAACUUACUUUGAGGGGAGUACCCAUUGCUACUUGCAAAAACAUAUGCAAGAAAACCAUUAAGGAAACUGUAACAAGCAAUUAAAAAAUUUUCACAUUGUGUCAAAUUUACUGCAUAGUUUCACAAACCAUCUUUAUAUUGUCCAAGCUAGAUGGUCAGAACUGUUGCUGGCUCUGUCAACACUCAGAUCGAAUGGAUUGGAAUAGGACAGUAGAGAUGGAGAGCGCAUUUCAGGAUGGCCUUUCCUGCUAGGUUGUUAGUUACUCCAGGGCAGGUUGUCCUCUGGCUUUUUUUCCUGCUAGCAGUAUUUUAUUUCAUGUAAAAAGCAUGAACUACCAAGUGAACAAGGAAGCGUAAGUAUAAGGACACUCUACAGGCAAUAGGAAACAAAUUUGAAUCCUUAGCUGGAGUUGUUCAUGAAAAGCUUUAUUUUUCUCUUAUUUGGGGAGCAAUCAAUUCACUUCAGGCUGAACUGCAGUGCUUCUUUACUGGUUCAGAUCAAAGGCAAAGCAAAAGCUGGCUAUUCAGACCAGGUCUGCUGCCAGCUUUUCAGACCAAGCUGAUCAGAAUGGAGUUUCCCAGGAUAGCGAUUCCUUUUCCAGGCAAGCUGGAGGUAAUGGCAUACUGGCUUCAGAAUAAGAUGACAGACUUCAGGUAGGCUACUUUCCAAAACUUUUAUGUCCUACGUGACCUAACAUACCCCACAUGCCCUGGGCCAAGAAGACAUCUGAUUACUCCGAGGAAAGGAUGAACAGGUGCUAAAUGGUCAGGCAUCACAACUACAUAAAACCAUUCCACUGGCACCAUGCUGCUACGAGACUUUUCCUGGUGCAGCUUUGUAGUGUGGACAAAGGUAAAGUGGCACAAGGCCAUGGGGAGGCAUUUCGCAGUGUGCUUAAUUUUGUAGCACCCCACCCUCCAGCACAGCCCGUACCUCCCACAACAUCUUCAACACAAUCAGAGAAGUAAAAAGCAAUAGAGAAGGUUUCUUUACAUAGUUUGUGAGAGCCAGAAAGACAAGGAGAAAGCAUUUCUUUCACAGAAAGGAAAGAUUCAGGUCCACUUUCCUCACUUUACCUGCAGAGUCUUGAUCCUGAACACUGCUGUAGUUCAGUCAGCAGAGAAAUUAGCUUAGGUCAAAGCAGAGCACUGAAUACUGGUCCUGUACUAGAAAAGCUCAUGGCACUCAAUUACAAUUUCAAGCAAAUCAGAUGCAGACCUGAAGGUAUUCAGAGAAAGCCAAUUUAUGUCUUAAUUGCAAAAACUAAGGCAGCUGCAAUGUCAAUACUAAGCACAUACUUACUGUUAUCUCUAUUUAAUUAAGACUGAUGAUGGCAUGCAUAUGC